GGCUCAUAAUAAUUAACAAUGCACCUAUUCAGUGACGUUUCAAGGUGAAUCCCGACUAGAAAGUCGAAAUCUGUUCUGUUGUGAGUAGGCUACCAGGGUUUUUCGCAGCUCUACUCGCGGCCUAUUUACGGGAAAUGUAUAGUUAAGUCUUGCUGUUGAACCUGUCGGUGCAGUGCGUUUGCCAGCUGUUUUUGUUUUUUUUACGCUUCAAUAUUUAACAGAAAAGAUCGUUGGAAGUGGAAGUGGCACAAGAAACUCGGGUCUAAGCUUGAUUCGACUGACGCAUGGAAAAAUGUCAGAAACUGGAAAAGAAGAAGUUGACGGGGUUAAUGACCCACCAGGAUGGGGUGAGGACGCAACAAAGGGUAUAAAAAAUGGUGGAAAGCAGAUGGAAAGUCCGGUCAAGGAGAAGAAUCCUGGGCUUAUGAAGACCUUCAGAAACAGUUUGAAAGUCCUCAGUCCUUUGACAUUGAAAAACAAAAUGUCAGAGAACACAGACAGCGACCAAAGCCAAAUCUCAAAUUCACCUUCACGACCGCCUUCCUCUCCAAGCUUGAGCAGAGGAUCUCCCUCACAAUCUUCAUUUCAGAGUCCCAAGGCAAAAAAAGCUUCUCUUACCAGAACUAAGUCAGAUUCUGCAGUUGAAAUUACUGGUCCAGUUGCAAAGAGGGGCACAUCGUUCAGGGAAAGUUUGGGUUUGGGUCCUAAAAAACACAAACAGGAACCACUUCAACCUGUCACAGAGGACAUGGAUUUAUCUGAAGAGCAGAUAUCGAAGAGUGUGCAGAGCAUCGACAGAGUGUUGGAGCUCAGAGACACCUAUACUCUGCCUGAGAUACCGCCUUUGCCUUUGUCAGUUAUGGAGAUUAACAAACUGAUAGAGAUGGAAGCUUUAGAGGAGGCCUAUGUGAAUCUACUGUCUCUAAGUUUGGAGCUACAGCGUGAGCAUCAAGCUCUAGAUCAAGAAGACUGUCCCAUCGAACUUGUCCAUAAAGAGAAAGACCUCAGUUUGCUCUUUGGAACACUAAGAAACAAAAUGUCUGUCAUUGUACGCAACUCCAGUGCUCUGCCCUUGCCCAAUAAAGAGUUGCUGGUGUAUGUUGCACAAAUUAUCUUAGAGGAAGAGAAGAGACAGGGAGAACCAGGAGCGAUGCCGGGAUGGAGGGAAGCCUGGAGGGAUGCGGUACGAGACGGGCUUCGAGAUGCUCUGAAGAAAGUUCAGCUGGACAGCCACGAGCAGAACACUUCCUGGUUGGCAGUGCAUCUGGGGCUUCUGGGUAAAGCUGUGGUGGAGAAUUUGGAGAGAGUGAAGACUGAACUUCUGAGCUCAUAUCCAGCAGACUUUAAAGUGUUUGAAACCUAUGUGUCCUGCCAUCAUGAGGCUGUAGGAGAGCAUUUAAAGAGACUUCUGGAAAAGGUGACGGAGCUUAAAGAUUACCACGCUCUUCUAGAUUUCAUUAUUCAUCGCUACCCAAGUGAGAAGAUAAUGGGAAGCUGCUCACUGCAGCCAGAGCUGAAGGAAGAUCAGAGAGUGCUUCUGCUGAACAAAGACUUCCUUAACCUGAUUAAAGUUAAAUACUGCAGUCGUUUACAGGCUGACAUGAGAGCAUCACUUGACCGAAUUAUUCAGUUGGAGAAUGAGGAAAUGUGGACAGAAAAGAGGAAACCAAACAUUGAUGAGGGAAUCUACAGCUCACACAUUGACAUGGACAUCUGGACGAAUAUUAAAGGUCAUGUACAAGCAUCCAGAAGAAUUGAUGUGAACCUUGAGCAGAAGGUUGUCCGAUCCUGUUUGGAGGAACUGAAGACCUUUCCGAAAAGGUUUGAGUCAGCGUUUGUUGAGUGGAGCAGUCCUCUGUCGAACUCAUCUCUCUGGGCAGAGUAUCACAUCAGCUACAUCAACAGCUUUAGUGCCCUAAAAGAGCACAUGGAGAGCUUUAAGGACAGCUGCCCGAUUCCACUAGAGCUGCUUCAAAAGGAAAUAGAUGGACUCACCACCAAAUUGAGUCAAUCAUUGUUGGAGCGCUUCAAAACGGAUGUCAAGCCUUUCCUCAGGAGACAAAUGACAGGAAAAUGGUUUUCACUUGAUGAAGACUUUUCACAGCUGAUCGAAAGAACCAAGAAUCUUUCUGAAAAGACCAAAUUCAUGAGCCCAAAACCUAAACAGGUCUUUGUGAACGAGGCUCACAUUUUUGUGGUGAAAGAAUAUGUUUCUCAGCUGAUGAAGAAUAACUACUCGUGCAAAAACAGGAAAAAUGAGACGGCUGCCACUAAGAUCGCAAAUCAGUGGGAGGAACUGAAGGAGAUAUUUCAAGAAAUGAAUUCUACCUCAGAAUGGCUCCAUCCAGUCGGGGACCAGCUGAGCAAGAUCAUUGGGUGCAGAAAAAGUGAUGUAAAACAUAACCUACAGCCACUGGUUGAAAACUAUCCAGACAUCAGAAGGAGCCAUCUCUCAGCUGUGCUGUACUUCCGAGGAAUUAUAAGAGGCAGGGAAAGGCACAUUAUACUACAGCGACUGGCAGAGUUAAAAGAGAGCAUCGGGAAUGCUGGGAAUAAAGAGCAUGCUCUCUUUAAUCAGAUUCAAGCAGCAGUUAACACAGACUGUCUGCCUGGUACAACCUUCUCCUGUCUGUCCUUGAUCAUGCCAAACAGCUAAUCCAAAUAAACACACUUCAUUUGAUAUGAAGUGGGAAUAAAGAUUGCACUGUUUGAUAGUAACAGUAUGCCUUAAAAUAUGAGCGAUAAGGAAUGUUUUCCUGCUGUAAGGUCCACCCAUUGGCCCAAGGACGGAAUCCAAUGGCUGGGCGAAGGGAUAAUGCGCGUAUGUCUUUUCAGCGCUCCAGUGAAGUUCACUUAAUUUAUUAGAAUUUAGUUUCAAUAUUGCUUUAGCUCUAUGCUUAAUCUGACCCCAAUUUUUACUGAUGAUCAAGUUUAGAUUGUGUUUCUUAUUAGAAAAUAACCAUAACUAUUGAUUAUAAUUUAAUUUAGAUCUUUGAUAUGUCUGUGUUUCUUACACUUUCAAUUAUUCGUUCAUUAUGGACCCGAUGCCGCACAGAGAUCACGUCGGCCGGAUCGUGUUUCUCACGGACACAAACCUUGUCAGUUCUGUAUUUAGUCAGAGGGUGCAGGGUUAACUAAUACUUCUUAAGUCGGUUGCCUACUGCUCACACGUACAAAGAAUGUAGUUUAUUUUAGCCACUUCCAUACAACUUGCUAAAUCAGUGAUAGACAGAAAUCAAAAGGUCUUCAGAGGACGUGCCUACUGCUCCAUUCACAUCUGCGCCUUUAGUUUGACCUAUCCUGCAAGAUUUGCGGUAGCACCAGCCUCCUAUAAUUUACUAAAAUAAUGACGUCAGAAUACUCCAGAGUAAAUCAAGAUGUAACAUUUAUUUGUCAGGAAAAAAUGUAUCAUGCCAAUUACCCAAGCAAUUAACAGCCAAUUCAGAAAUAGUAAAUACAUGACAUCAAUUACUCAAAGAUGAUUCUAAAAGUAAGCAAUGCAUUCCUGACAGAGACACACAGUAGUGUGUGAGUGCUUUCCACCGGGAAAACACUGACACAGCACUGUAUGGGGCUUUUCCUGGUUACAGGUUCCCCAAGACUGCUCUGUUACCUAGCCUUAAAUACCCAGACCAGAACAAAAGGGUUGUACCAAUAGCUUUCAGAGUUUGUUUUGGGUCAAUUCCUAUACCUCAAGGGGUGACACCUGGUCUCGGGGGAGAGGGGAGAUAUUAUCUUGAAAAGACAUCACCCAUGGAGAAGAACAGGGUUCUCCUAAGUUCUCAAUCUUUCUCCUAUUUCCAAUGACUGUAAUGAAAUUAAGACCAUUUUACCAAUCGCACUGAGACACUUAAAAUGAUACCAAACAUGAAAAGGGAAAACCUUAGAUUCACAAACGAAAUAACAAUAAACACCUAUCACCCAAAUCUUUAUUGGGGCAUCUCCCACAACAGAAGAACAGGCGUUGUUUUCUUGUUCUGCCUGUUCUGCUUCUGCAGGAAUGAAACGAUUUUACCAUUCGCGCCAGAAGUAUUUAUUUUGCCCUUGCAUAACACAGCUGGAGGCAGGAGGUUUGUGAGAUUUGCAUGGCUGAAUGAGCCCUGGAGGAGAGAAGAUAUUGUGCAGAGUCAAGAACCACAACAUGAUGGGAAGAUAUCAGGUUGGGCCAGUUGUGUGGUGCCCUCUGUCCCUUUGAUCUCUUUUACAGAUUAGUGAGUUAUUAUUGUUUUACUGCAGUUUCGAAUUCCUAAAUUCAGUCUUAGGAAAGUCCUUCCUUACACUGCCUUUGUGAAUAAUUUAUAGUCUUGUAUUCUAACAAGAAGAUUUAGUAAAUGUGUUUCACUAUUAUCAUGUGGAAUUUUGUGAAAUCAUUGUGGAUGACACUUUAAAUAUAAUCAGACCAUAUUAUAUGCAUUGUUAAAAAUAAAAAAGGGGGCAUUGGCAAUGAUAAUGUGAUAUUUCUAUAAUCCACUUCUUAGUUGAGAAACUUUCUCAUAAGUGCCUACCGGUAGUGUUUUUAAUAUCAAUCAAUCAAAACUUUAUUACAGACUCAAAGUCCAUUUUUAAAAGAAAAGUAAUAGUCCUACACAAACAAUUAAAAGCUCACAACCAGAUCAGGUUAAACUGAUGUUUUGUAUUUCUUCAUAAAGCAUAUCCAGACAGUUUUAACCACUAUAAUAAUGAACUUUUGAAUUUCAAACGUGCAAAGUGUAACUUUUGGCCCUCUAGCGGUUGAAGCAUACAACUGCACGUCUCUUGCGGAGGAACAUUGUUUUGGUAGAAUGAGUUGUGCUUCGACUCGGAUGAAUCUGAUGGCAGAGCACCUGACCGGUGCAAAAAAAAAAA
Molecule: messenger RNA, 4845 nt
Organism: Pimephales promelas (fathead minnow)
Lineage: Eukaryota; Metazoa; Chordata; Actinopteri; Cypriniformes; Leuciscidae
Gene: exoc3l4
Product: exocyst complex component 3 like 4
Biological process (GO): exocyst localization; exocytosis
Cellular component (GO): exocyst
Molecular function (GO): SNARE binding
Source: RefSeq, a predicted model, not a curated record